Messenger RNA from Spodoptera frugiperda (fall armyworm), 1585 nucleotides. It is a transcript of the gene exex, whose product is annotated as homeobox protein Hox-A1. Gene Ontology annotation, molecular function: DNA-binding transcription factor activity, RNA polymerase II-specific; sequence-specific double-stranded DNA binding. Bases 255 to 1472 code for a protein of 405 amino acids. Gene Ontology annotation, biological process: spinal cord motor neuron cell fate specification; neuron projection morphogenesis; central nervous system development. Lineage: Eukaryota; Metazoa; Arthropoda; Insecta; Lepidoptera; Noctuidae. Gene Ontology annotation, cellular component: nucleus. The record is from RefSeq and is a predicted model, not a curated record. The transcript has 6 exons.
AUAAUUCAGUUGUUUGUUACUACUGCUCUCGGGUGGAUAUCCGAACGCGAUUGACCGCUUACGUUUUAUUGCGCCCUACGCGGCCGCCUAGCUUUUCGCGUGUGCCUAUUAAAACGUUGAUUUAAAAAAAAAGUGCAGUGUACUUACUUUUUUUUGUAUUAUAGUCUGUGGAUUUUUUUGUUUUUUAAAGUUUUCUUUAUUUUUUUUUCUUGUUGUUCAUAGGUACAUAAUGUAAAUCUCGUCACACGACAAAAAUGUCUUCCCAGAUCAUGUCGCAUGGUAUCUAUCGUCGGGAUUCAAACGAAAUCCAAGAGAAACCGCUAGAAAUCGACACAGAAUCGAACCCAGACCGCAGCCGUUCCAACAGCCCUAAAAACAUGAAAUUUUAUAAACAAAUCGAUGAGGAAAAGACCAUUUUGAACCAAGGAAAGAAAUCUUUUUGUAUAGACGCGUUACUUUCAAGACAGUUGCCUGAAAAUAGUCUUCAGGAUAAAAUGGCUCAUCAGAAAUAUUUGACAAUAAUUCAUAAUAAAAACUACAUCGGAAGGUAUCAGGAGAAUUAUGAUUCCCAGAUUGAGCAGAAUAUGAUCAACAAAUGUGAAGGUCGGGAGAGUCCUACGUCUGGGCAGCGGAGCCCCAGGUCUGGGCAGAGCAGUCGCUCGGCUAGUCCAGGGUCUGAUGAUGGGAAUCGGUCUGGGAGCUACAGUCCACCCAUUUCGCCAGGAGUGGAAGGUGGGAAUGAGGAGUAUGAGAGUUAUAGACCAGGUAUCAUCCCAAAGCCAGGACUAUUACCCCAGAACCCAGCGCUAGUGGCUGCGCAGUCAGCAGCACUCUUCAACUACCCCCAGCUGUCCCAACCUGGGGCUCUGCCCCCCGGGGCUCCACUACCGUCCGCCUUCCACCACCCAGGAGACAGGGUGCUGCACCACAUGCAACUGGAGUGGUUAGCAAGAACCGGCAUGUUUUAUCAUAGGAUACCUGAGCUUGGAGGUGCCCCUCACGCUCUCCUCGGCAAGACCAGGAGGCCCCGCACAGCCUUCACGUCGCAGCAACUGCUCGAGCUGGAGAAACAGUUCCGGAUGAACAAGUACCUCUCCAGACCGAAGAGGUUCGAAGUGGCUACCAGCUUGAUGCUCACGGAGACUCAGGUAAAAAUUUGGUUCCAAAACAGAAGAAUGAAGUGGAAACGAUCAAAAAAAGCGCAACAGGACUCCAAGAAUAAAGACACGCCACAGACUGAGGACAAAAAGCCCAAAGAAAUACAAAACGAACAGGAAAAGCCGCCAUCAAUGGCGGGAGAUUUGACAGCUGUCAAACCUAUGCUAGACAGGGACAGAAUUAUCGCGCUAGAGCGAGAAAGGGCAAUGGCUGCGGCGAAUUUUAAUUCGAAUUUGGAAAAUAGGCGCGGAUUGGUCGUUAUGAAUCAAGAUGGCGGGAGACCUAUGGACAUGUUUAGGCCGUAUGUGGUAUGAAAGUAAAAUUACCUUUUCGUUUUUUAUUAAUUCAUUGUUUUUUAUAAAGAAGAACUUAUAAUUUAGAUUAUUUUUGUUAAAUAAGAAUCCUUUUUUUAUUUUCCGAGUUGAGU